This is a messenger RNA of Eruca vesicaria subsp. sativa (arugula), 2796 nucleotides long. NCBI's taxonomy places the organism in Eukaryota, Viridiplantae, Streptophyta, Magnoliopsida, Brassicales, Brassicaceae. The record is from the annotation of a GenBank genome assembly.
AUGUUUACUUUGAUUCCAUUCACUCUAGUCGUCGGAUUCAUUGUAGCGGCGGCUUAUCUUUUCCGAUCAAAGCAGAAUCUUCCACCAAGUCCGUUAUGUUUCCCGGUGAUUGGACACCUCCAUCUGCUCAAAGACCCUCUUCACCGUUGCCUCCGUGACCUCUCUCAAAACCUCGGUCCAGUGUUUUCCCUCAGUCUUGGAUCUCGACGAGCCGUGGUUGUCACGUCAGCUUCCGCAGCAGAAGAGUUCUUAUCCCACGAAAACGAUGUCGUUUUCGCAAACAGGCCUAUCAGUACUUUUGGUGAAUACGUUUUUUACAACAACACGAUACUUACCUCAUCUCCUUACGGAGACCACUGGCGCAACCUCCGCCGUAUAUGCACCGUCGAGAUCUUCUCAUCCGCUCGUCUCAAAGAAUCUUUAGAGAUCCGGAGAGACGAAGUGAGAUCUCUGCUUCGGACCAUCCAGGAGGCAACAUCAGGAGGAGGAAACAACUCUGUCCGAGUGGAGCUACGACCGUUGCUCUCAGGGUUUACUUUGAACGUUAUCAUGAGAAUGGUCGCUGGGAAACGAUACUACGGCGAGGAUAACGCGGAAGCUAAGGAAGUGCGUGAGCUGAUCACCAACACGCUCGAGCUCGCAGGGUUUACUUAUGCUGGUGACUUUCUUCCUAUUUGGAAGCUGUUGGAUUUCGAUGGAUACGUUAAAAAAUUGAAGAAAUUUGGCUCAAAAUUAGAUAAGUUUCUUCAGGGAUUAGUGGACGAACACAGAAGAAACAGGGGAAAAGCAGAGUUCAAAAACACUAUGAUCACUCAUUUGCUUACACUUCAAGAAUCGCAGCCUGAGUAUUACACUGACGAGAUCAUCAAAGGACUCGUGUUGGUGAUAUUAUUUGCGGGGUCGGAUACAACGUCUGUUACAUUGGAGUGGGCUAUGGCUAACCUUCUAAACCAUCCAGAUGUUCUAGUCAAAGUCAAGGCGGAAUUAAACGCCGUCGUUUCGGUAGAAGGGCGUUUGAUGGAGGAAUCAGAUGCUAGCACUUGUACAUAUCUCAACAAUGUGAUCUCAGAGACUCUUCGUCUGUAUCCAGCAACGCCAAUGCUGCUCCCACACGCGUCUUCCGAUGAUCGCAAAGUUGGUAAGUAUGAUAUUCCACGUGGCACAUGGCUAUUCAUCAAUGCUUGGGCGAUUCAUAGAGACCCUAAAUUAUGGGAUGAGCCCGAUGUUUUUAAACCGGAAAGGUUCAAUAGUAAAGAGUGGAAGACCCAACAUGGUAACUUUUUACCAUUCGGAAUAGGUCGAAGAGCGUGUCCGGGAAUGGGGCUGGCCCAACUUGUAUUGAGCUUAGCUUUAGGUUCAUUGAUACAGUGUUUUGACUGGGAGAAGGUUGGAGACAUGGAUGUUGACAUGUCGGAAGGAAAAGGUAUUACCAUGCCUAAAGCUGUGCCUUUAGUUGCUAAAUGCAAGUCUUCUCCAAUCAUUGACAACAUUGUUUUUUAUUUGAUUUCAUUCACUCUACUCAUCGGAUUCAUUGUAGUGGCGGCAUAUCUUCUCCGAGCAAACCAAAAUCUCCCACCAAGUCCGGUAGGUUUCCCGGUGAUCGGACACCUACACCUGCUCAAAUCUCCUCUUCACCGUUGCCUCCGUGACCUCUCUCAAAACCUUGGUCCAGUGUUUUCCCUCAGGCUUGGAUCUCGUCGAGCCGUGGUCGUCACGUCAGCUUCCGCAGCGGAAGAGUUCUUAUCCCACGAAAACGAUGUCGUUUUCGCAAACAGGCCUAUCACUACUUUGGGUGAAUACGUUCUUUACAACAACACGAUACUCACCGCAUCUCCUUACGGAGACCACUGGCGAAACCUCCGACGUAUCUGCACUCUCGAGAUCUUCUCCCCCGCUCGUCUCAAAGAAUCGCUCGAGAUUCGGAGAGACGAGAUGAGGUCUCUGCUUCGGACGAUUCACGAGGCGACAUUACGAGGAGGAGACAACUCUGUCCGAGUGGAGCUACGACCGUUGCUCUCAGGGUUUACUUUUAACGUUACCAUGAGAAUCGUCGCUGGAAAACGUUACUACGGUAAGGAAGUGGAUGAGCUGAUCACCAAAAUGCUCGAGCUCUGUGGGUUUACUUAUGCUGGUGACUUUUUUCCGAUUUUGAAGCUGUUUGAUUUCGAUGGAUACGUUAAAAAAAUAAAGAAAUUUGGCUCAAAAUUUGAUAAGUUUCUUCAGGGACUAGUGGACAAACACAGAAGAAACAGAGGGAAAACAGAGUUCAAGAACACUAUGAUCACUCAUUUGCUAACACUUCAAGAAUCUCAGCCUGAGUACUACACUGACGAGAUCAUCAAAGGACUCGUAAUGGUGAUAAUAUUUGCGGGGUCGGAGACAACGUAUGUUACAUUAGAGUGGGCUAUGGCGAACCUUCUAAACCAUCCAGACGUUCUAGUGAAAAUCAAGGCCGAAUUAAACGACGUCGUUUCGGUAGAAGGGCGUUUGAUGGAGGAAUCAGAUGCUAGCACUUGUACAUAUCUCAAUAAUGUGAUCUCAGAGACUCUCCGUCUGUAUCCAGCAACGCCAAUGCUGAUCCCACACGCGUCGUCCGAUGACUGUAAAGUUGGUGAGUAUGAUAUUCCACGUGGCACAUGGCUAUUCAUCAACGCGUGGGCGAUUCAUAGAGACCCAGAGGUGUGGGAUGAGCCUGAGGCUUUUAAGCCGGAAAGGUUUGACAGUGAGGAGUGGAAGACCCAACAUGGCCCAACUUGUAUUGGGCUUUGCUUUAGGUUCAUUGAUACAAUGUUUUGA